Messenger RNA from Harpegnathos saltator (Jerdon's jumping ant), 3466 nucleotides. RefSeq names its product modular serine protease. The transcript is spliced from 9 exons. Gene Ontology annotation, molecular function: serine-type endopeptidase activity; protein binding. Bases 1024 to 3177 code for a protein of 717 amino acids. Gene Ontology annotation, biological process: proteolysis. Lineage: Eukaryota; Metazoa; Arthropoda; Insecta; Hymenoptera; Formicidae. The record is from RefSeq and is a predicted model, not a curated record.
CGGAACACAUCGUUUAUCUAACGGAAAAACAUUUAAUGACAGAUUUGAAUAAAUAACAAAAUAUGUGAACAGUGAGUUGAAAGUAAAUACAUUCUAUCAAAUAAAUACCGGGAAUUGCUCAUUUAAAAAGCCCACGUAAAAGGUACGAAAGAAAAUGUUCUGCUGUAAGUUGGUAUCAAUGUACUUAAUUGUCACGUAGAGUUUUGGCGCGAUUUGUCAACUAGUUUGUUUACAGCUGUUGGUUUUAUUAAUUAACAGUAAGUGUGCUCUGCGAUUUUUAAAAUGAAUAAAAAUAUCGAACAAAGAGUUUGCCUCAGAGUUUUGUUGUUUUUGUUGUCAAUGAAAUUUCUUGUGCUGAAUAGUUGAAAAUGUUGAAGAAGGCCUACGGUAAGUCAGUUUUAUUAAAAACACGAACAUAUGAGUGAUACAAAGCAUUCAAAGAAGGCCGCGAAUUAGUUCAAGACUUGCCUCGUUCCGGUCAACCUCCAACGUCCUCGACUGAUCAAAACAUCGACAAAGUAAAGAAAUUGGUAAUGGAAAUUCGUUAUUUAAGCGAGAUUACGAGAGAUGACUCAGGAUUUGGACAUGUCUCACGAAUCCGGAAAUGGCCAGAUUUAUGGAAGAACAAUUCUUGGAUUUUGCACCACGAUAAUAUCGUCCUACAUAUCGACACUAGUACGCAAAUUUUUGACCAAAAAUUCAAGGAAUGUUAUCGACCAAACCCUAUUCGCCAGAUAUGGCCCUGUGAGACUUUUUCCUGUUCCCCAAAUUCAAAUUACCACUUCGUGGAAGACAUUUUGAGCCCACUGAAGCCACAACAAACAAAAUACACAGAAGAAGCUGAAGGCCAUACCGGAAAGUGUCUAUAAGAAGUAUUUCGACGACUAGAUUAUUCGUUGGCAUAAGUGUAUUGCAUCAAAUGGAGUCUAUUUUCAAGCGUCUGCACAAAAUAAUAAUCAAUUAUGGUUCAAUAAUGGACAAAGCAAUAUUAGCCAGUUUGGAACAGGCAGUAAUGCAGCAUUUAUGAUUCCGUCGUCUCUGAAUUUGAAAUCCGUGAACAUGGAACCUAUGACUCCGGCAUCCACAAUUGUAAAUAAGCCCUUAGUGGGCAAUACAAACUGGAUUAUCAAACUGGCAAUAAAGAUCAGUUGUCUUAACAGAGAUUCUACUAAGGAAAACUAUCCUAAUUGGUGCUUCCUUAACAGGGAUAAUCCUAACGGGUACUUUCCUACCAAUGAAUACUCUAAUAGCGAUUACUCUGAAGAGGCCAGUGCUACUGGAGAGUCUCUUAACAUAUUCAACAUCAAUUUCAAUAUAAUGUUCCCAAAUGGAGGCUAUCAUGAUAAGAAUUAUCCUAAUAACGGUAAUAGAGGGCAUCUUAACGCACAAAAUCUCAACACCGCCACUCCUAACGUGGUCCCUCUCAAGGAAGGCUACCCUAACGAAGGUUAUCCUAACGGGACUAGUAAUAAUGGAGGGUACCUUAAUGGACAAAAUCUCAACACUGUCUCCCUUAAUGUAGUCCUCCAGAUUGGAAACAAUCCUAACGGGUUUAAUAAUAACAGCGAGAAUCUUAACAAACAAAAUCUCAAUAUUAUCUCUCCUAACGUGGUCUCCUAUGAUAUAAACAUGACGAAACUAUCCGAAAAUAGGAACAAAACAGAAACACCAUUUCAGUCCUAUCCUAGUGACGUUAAUGAUGGUAUACCAGGAAUACACAAAACGCAGCAGGAUCGUGGACAGUGUAGAGACGAUGAGUUCCGCUGUGGAAGCAACGAGUGCGUACCGCCUAGUGUCAAAUGCGAUAAUAAAGCUGAUUGUAGCGACUCCAGCGAUGAGGCAUUCUGUAUUACGGAAGGAGAUCAAGAAAACGGUUGUGCAUUACCUGAGCAGCCGACAGGUGGACGUUAUAAGUUGGAAGGAUGCGAUGAGCUAUGCCGCAAACAGCCUGGCGAUAUAGUCCCGCAAUAUAGUAUUCUCACUUAUACUUGUAAUGAAGACUACACGUUGGACAGUAGCAGUACUACCAUUUGUGUCUACAAAACAUGGGAACAUCAGGUCUCCUGUCUCAAAAUUUGCCCGCCGUUGAACAGCACCAGCGUAGACAUUUCCUGCAACUACAGAGGAGAAGAGGUGUCUUGUAGCGAGCCUAUACUACCUGGGACACAAGCCACGUUGACCUGUAAACCAUUUUAUAGAUUACCUUUAAUCAGUCUGGAUAACUUGUCAAUGGUGUGUCUCGACAGUGGAGUGUGGGAUCACGCCAUGUUUCAUUGUGAAUUAGUGUGUGGCAUAAUCAUCCCGCAAAACAAUCCACUAAUUGUAGUUGGCAACGGCAUUAAGUCCACAUUAGGCUCGUUUCCGUGGCAUGUUGGUAUCUACGUAAAAGAUAGCGCCAAAACGUACAAGAAUAUAUGCGGUGGCAGUCUGAUAAGCAAGAAUCUCGUCGUCUCAGGUAAGUCAACGAACAGACAAAUCUAUUUUCUUCUCAUCGAUCCUUUAUACAAGUCUCGUUUUCUCUUUCCACCCGCAGCUGCACAUUGUUUCUAUGACGAGGUUGAAAAUAAACCUUACAACGCGUCGAAUUACGCUGUGGCUGCUGGCAAAUACUAUCGUUCUUGGGAUGCCCAGGAGAAGUACAGCCAGAAGUCGUUGGUGGAGUAUGUAAAAUUGCGCUCCGACUACUUUGGAACGAGAGGUAACCUUGCCGAGGAUAUAGCUUUGGUGAAACUACAGACGUCUUUAGAUUUUAACAUGUAUGUGUCACCCAUCUGUGUGGAUUGGCAAAAUAUAUACGACAAAGAGCAGCUGGAAGAGGGACAAUUAGGAAAGCUGGUCGGCUGGGGUAAAGAUACCACUCUUAAGCCCACAGAGGAAUUAUUCGAAGUUAAUAUGCCGUACGUGGAGCGACAGAAAUGUCGGGAUAACGUACCUUUAGAAUUUCGCGGAUUCAUCACGUUCGAUAAGUUCUGCGCCGGCUUUAUGAAUGGUUCAAGCGCCUGCGAUGGAGACAGCGGUGGCGGCUUAAGUUUUAAGAAAAAUGAUAUUUGGUAUCUUCGUGGUGUCAUCAGCACGUCUCCCCAGAAGGAUGACCAUUGCGAUUUCAACUCUUACGUUGCAUUUACCCGGAUCAGUGUCUAUCUUGAAUGGAUUCAUAAUUUUUACGUUAAAAUGUAAACAUCUACAGGGAAAUGGGUUGUACGAUAUACGAAUUGCGAAAUAUGUUGUAUACAUCAUCGAGCCGGCAAUGACACGAGAUGAAUGAACGUUACGUAUGAGCAACGUAAUAAGAGCGACAAAAUCCUAAAUAUUGACAAUUAUCCUAAAUUUUGUAUUCAUUUUGCAAAAUACUCCAGUAACUUCGGUGCACAUUGACUGACAAACAGAAAUGGGAAAUCCAAGAAUCACGACUUAUGUCGCUUUUGUAUUACAAAUUCAAUAAAUCAUUAAACUAAAUUAUAUUCUU